AUGCUCGCGGAGCACUACGGGAAGAAGGGCGAACACUGCCCUGAUGGAGGGGAAGCAAGGCAUUUUGGGAAGAGGGGAGGGCCAGGAGACGGGCCUCGCGAGGCAUUGUGGGAGGGUCCAAGCCGUCAGGAGCCGCUCGUUCUGGCUCUGAGCGGGCGGGAGGGGUACCCUAGGAUGGAGGAGGAAUUGGAAGCAGAGCCCGAGCCUGGGCGGGAGCUGGAGGGAGAGCCUGAGCUGGGGCGGGAGCAGGAGCUGAAGGCUGAUUCAGAACCAGAACCAGAACCAGAGCUAGAGCUGGAGCCAGAGCCUGGAGAGGAGCGAGGGCUCCAACCUGGGGCCGAGCUGGGGCCAGAGCUAGAUCUGGAGUUGGGGCCAGGGCUGGAUCUGGAGCUGGGGCCACAAUCGGAGGCUGAGCCCAAGCUGAGGCAGGCCCGCCCUGAGCCCUGGGGCCAAGAGGAGCGGGAGCUGCAGGACCGGGAGUUUUUCUCGUGGGCAGAGUUCAGCCGCUUCUUCGACGAGUGGUGCCAGCAGCGCCGGGCCCUCUUCUUCGUCAAGAGCUCCAUGCACCUGGCCAAGUGCCGCUGGGCCCUGGAUGCUCCGCUCCACUCCCGCAUCGAUGUCCUCAAAUAUAGCUACGUGCAGCUGGCCUGCAAGGAUGUGCGGGCCCCGGUGCCCAGGCGGCCUGGCAUGGCUGGGAGCCCCCAGCCAGGCUGCCCAGCCUUCAUCAUUCUGAAGCUCAGCCCACUUCGAGACCGCCUGGUGGUGACUGAGUGCCACCUGGCACAUUCACACCCGCCGUGCCCUUUGGAGUUUGCCUAUUAUUUCCGCCCUGGCCAUCUUCUUGCCAACGCCUGCCUUCCCAUCCGUACCACCAACAAGAUCUCCAAGCAGUUUGUGGCCCCUGAGGACAUCCACCGCCUCCUCUCCUACUGCAAGAGCCGGGACCAUGGUGUCCUCGAUGCCCUCCGAGUGCUGGAGGGGCUCUUCCAGGCUGAUCCUGAGGCCAAGGUGAAGCUGGUCUUUGUGGAAGACCAGGCCAUCGUGGAGACCGUGUUCUUCCUGACGUCCAGCAUGAUGGCGCUGCUCAGGCGUUACCCGCUCAUGCUCUUCUUCGACCGGCUACCCGGGCUGCAGGGCACCUUUGACCUGUCCACGGUGCUCUGCGUGGAUGACUUUGGCCAAGGCCGAGAGGUGGCCUGCUGCCUCACCCGCCAGACCAGCCCCAACCUUCUGCGCUUCACGCUGGCCUCGCUGGUGCAGAGCGUGCCGGAGAUCAAGGGCCGCGUGGGCUGCGUCACUGUGGGGCCCGAGGUGGGCACUCAGCUGGAGGCUGUGCGUGAGCUGCUGCCUGGGGCCCGUGUCCAGAUCUGCCGGGUCCAGGUGCUGGAGACGCUCUUCAGCAAGGCCCAGGAGCUGGGCGGUGCCGGGGAGGACCCGGGGCUGUGGCCGCUGCUGUGCCGCCUGGCUGGGGCGGCCUCGGCGGCUGCCUACAUGGAAGCCCUGGCCGAACUGCGCGCCACCUGCCCUGCUGCCUUUGUGGACUACUUUGAGCGGAGCUGGGCACCCCGCAGGGCCAUGUGGGUGCGCCUUUGGGCCUUUGAGACAGCCCGAAACGUGGAUGCCUGUGCCCUGGUGCGAGGCCACCGGCAGCGUCUGCUCCGCGGGCUCAGCCCCUCCCCCACGGUCGCCCAGUGCAUCCGAGACCUGGUGGCCCUGCAGCGGCGGGCCAGCGAUGACGAAGACGAAGUCAGAGGAGAAGGCCCAUCCAAGGCUCCUGUGUCGGGCCCUGGGGCAGGCCUGGAGAAUGGAGGCAGAAGGGGGGUGCAGUGGGGGGACAGAGGGGACAGGAGGACCCAGGUGAGAGAGGGAAGCAUACAGCUAGGAGACCCAGGGGACAGGGGAAGCCAGUUGGGGAGCACAGGUGAGUGGGGGAGACAUUUCGGGGAGCCGGAUGUACAGUUUGUGGCCAAAGGGGAUAAGGAGAUGCAGCCGGGGAACAGUGCUAUGGAGCUGAGAGACAGAGGGGUAUACCUGUGGGAGAGAAGUGUACAAUUGGGGGAUCGAGAGGAGAGGGCCAGGCAGCUGGGGGACAGAGGGGAGAGGGGGCUGCCUUUGUGGGAGAGAGGGGUACAGCUGGGGAGCAGGGGGGAGAGGAGGAUACAGCUAGGGGAGAGAGGGGCACACCUGGGGGACAGUGGGGAGAGAGGAUUCCAUUUGUGGGAGAGAGGCAUACAACUAGAGGACAGAGAAGACAGCAGGGGACCACUGGGAGAAAGGGAAGCACAGCCAAGGGACAGGGGGGCAGAGCUGGGGCAGGGAGGGGUUCAUUUGGAGGACAGAGGGGAGAGGGGGCAGCAUUUGUGGGAUGGAGGCCAAAUGAUGCAGCUGGGGGACAGAGAGGAGACGGGGGGCAUGCUGGGAGAGCUUCAGGGAAGGGGGAGACCAGCUGGGGCCACAGAAGACAGGGCAGGGGCCAGGAAGCGGCCCAGGAGCUCCUCGGAAGAGGAAGAUUGGGAGCUGCUGUCCAGGUUCCGGGCCGUGUGUGGGCCGGAGCUGGCUGGCCUGGUGGCUGAGGAGCUGACCUUUGCUCGGCAGCACGGGGUCAGGGGCUUUCGCUGGACUGGCACGGGCUACACUCUGCAGGAUGGGACCUCAGACUUCCUCCUAGACGCGGCCUUGACCCGCUGCAGCUGCUCCAUCCACGCUGCCCGACACCUCCCCUGCCGACACCUCUUUGCUGCCCGCCUCGUGGUGGGAGCUGCCUUGUUCCACAUGGACCUGCUCAGGGACAGCUGGGGAGGGGCCCCUGAGCCUUGAGCCUAGAACUGCUCCCCCCUGUCCACCCCCACCAGCAGGAUGCCGAGGUCCAGAUAGCAGGAAGCUCCCUUUCAAUCUCCCUUGGGGAAGGACAAGUGCUUGGAGAUCCCACAGCCCACCUGUCUGUGGAGGUCAAAGUGAUUUUGUCCUGAGCAGCUGUCCCAGAAUCCUCCCUUCCCUUCCUGUCCCCCAAGACAAAUGGGAUGGGUGAGAGCUAAGGGAUGGAGGCCGAAGGACAGAGGUGGUGGGGAGGAGAGAUGAUGUGUGUAAGGAGCCAGCUGGCCUUUAGCUGGAUCCCACAUGAGCUCGGCUCUCCUUCAGCAGCCCAGCCUGGGCCCAUGGCUGCUGGGCCUGCCCUGGAAGGGAGGAGAGAGCUUGGAAGGGGAUGACUCAUAGGCUUUGUUUGGCAAGGGGCCCCUUCCUGGGUUGUCUGUUGAGAAGCGAAGGCAGGGGUUUGCUCUCUGUUCCUUUUGAGAGGGGGCUUUGGCAUUCCCUCCAAUCCCAGGCAUUAUCCCAAAGCUCCUACUGGGUGGCAGGCAAGGAAAAGGGGAAAAAAUGGCUUCUUCUAGAGCUUAGGAUGCUACGUCACCCACACAGGUGAGUCUGAGUGAGCUCCAGGCCUUUGGGGAUGUGAGGUUCAAUCUUGGGAGCCGCAUCCCCUCCAGAUAUCGCUGGCUCCUAUUGGGAAAUCUCCCAUAGCUCCUUCCAUGGGUCUCCAUAAAUAUGGGUAAACGGGUUCCCAGGGCAAAGGCUCAAGGGAACCAAUGCUUUUCUAGAGGAAUUCUUAGUUGCUUCUCUUUGUGUCCUGAGACUAAGCUGUGGGGUAGUUGAUUCUGAGUAAGUCCCUCUUGUUGGACCUCAAUUUCCUCAUCUGUAAAAUUAGAGUUAAAGGAGAAGGCCCCUAAGGCCCCUUACAGCCCUAGAGAAUGGCUAGGAAAUAGGAUUGAGCUGUGUGGGCUGGGUCGCUUGGAAACUAGAGGACAGAGAUUUGGGGCUUUCCAGGGGUGGCAAACACCCAGCCUCGAGUUGGCAGGCAGUCUGGCUAACCCAAUAAAGGGGCUCUAUCAAUGGCAAGGGUUUCCUUUGAGUGGGAGUGGCUUGAAUUUGCCCCUCAGAACUCCCAGGCCAUUAUCCUAGGCUUUGGUGCUGGGAGUGACCCCGCUCAUUUCCUGAGCCCCAGAGAGGUUGUGACUACCAAAAGUAUUAAGCAGGGCCCACACAUCUUAACUUCAAAUCCAAUGGCCUUUUCACUGAAUCAGGGUAUCCCCUUAGAAAGGGCUGCAGGAAGGAAUUGAAGUGAUGCGACCUCGGAAGGGCAUCUGGGAACAUGGAAAAAGGUUUCGGCUUGGUCCCCAGACCCAUUUUCCUUGUGAUGCUUACUGAUCUCCAGUAAACUUCCUUGGGCCUCUCA
This is a messenger RNA of Monodelphis domestica (gray short-tailed opossum), 4228 nucleotides long. RefSeq lists its product as uncharacterized. Gene Ontology annotation, molecular function: zinc ion binding. NCBI's taxonomy places the organism in Eukaryota, Metazoa, Chordata, Mammalia, Didelphimorphia, Didelphidae. The record is from RefSeq and is a predicted model, not a curated record.